AUCCGCCCCACGCGCUGCGCCGUUCAAAAAGAGGAUUGCGGCGCCAUCUUGGAGUGUAACUGGAAGUAAAAGGUGGCACCGAUAAAGGCUUAAACUUCCUUAUAUUUAGCCCAUCGUUUAGGGUUUUUCCUGUUACGUUAUCUGUUGAACUUUAAGAUAUCACGUGUUGGCAUUUAACUUUCUGCAACAAUUUCCAACAAAACCAAAAAUAUAGACAAUGUCGUCUGGCGGCGGUGUGAUUCGAGGCCCAGCUGGGAACAACGACUGCAGAAUAUAUGUGGGGAAUUUGCCCCCCGAUAUUCGUACCAAGGACGUCGAGGACGUGUUCUACAAAUACGGUGCCAUUCGGGACAUCGACCUGAAAAAUCGCCGAGGUGGACCCCCGUUCGCCUUCGUGGAGUUUGAAGACCCCAGAGACGCGGAGGACGCGGUGUACGGACGGGACGGCUAUGACUAUGACGGCUACCGCCUUCGUGUGGAGUUCCCCAGGAGUGGAAGGGGAACUGGCAGAGGUGGAAUUGGAGGCGUUGGGGCCCCCAGGGGGAGAUAUGGACCCCCGUCCCGACGAUCUGAGUACCGGGUCAUUGUUUCAGGGCUUCCUCCAAGUGGUAGCUGGCAGGAUCUAAAGGAUCACAUGCGUGAAGCAGGUGAUGUAUGUUAUGCUGACGUUUUCCGAGAUGGAACUGGUGUUGUGGAGUUUGUUCGCAAAGAAGACAUGACCUACGCAGUACGAAAGCUGGACAACACUAAGUUCCGGUCACACGAGGGUGAGACGGCAUACAUCCGUGUGAAGGUGGAUGGCCCUCGGAGUCCAAGCUAUGGGAGGUCGCGCUCACGUAGCCGCAGCAGGAGCCGUAGCCGCAGCAGGAGCAACAGCCGCAGUCGGAGCUACUCGCCACGUCGCAGUCGAGGAUCUCCUCGUUACUCGCCUCGCCACAGCCGCUCCCGCUCCCGCACCUAAACUUUGCCUUUAGUCAUCUCCCCAUGUGUUGCAGUUUUGGUGGUUCCACUGUUGUAAAACCAUUUUUUUUUCCUUUUUUUUUAACCCACAUUUUGCAUUUUAUCAGUGUUUGCUUUUGAUUCCGCUUUCCCUUCAUUUCAUUCUCAAAUGCUGUCGUUUAUCUGCUGUGUUGGUUUGUUUCCACCUACCCCCAUCCCCUUGGUUCUCUCUCUCUCUCUCUCUCUCUCUCUCUCUCUCU
This is a messenger RNA of Scleropages formosus (Asian bonytongue), 1199 nucleotides long. It is a transcript of the gene srsf1a, whose product is annotated as serine and arginine rich splicing factor 1a. The record is from RefSeq and is a predicted model, not a curated record. Lineage: Eukaryota; Metazoa; Chordata; Actinopteri; Osteoglossiformes; Osteoglossidae. The transcript is spliced from 4 exons. The coding region runs from base 218 to 961 and encodes 247 amino acids. Gene Ontology annotation, molecular function: mRNA binding. Gene Ontology annotation, cellular component: nucleus; cytoplasm.